AUGCAAAACACCGAGACAAAUGAAAAAAAAGUAUCGAUGAAUAGUUGGGUUAAAGAACUUCAAGGAGCUUACUCUAAUAUUUUAAUUUCAGGAAGCAAAGGCAUAUCAUAUUUGAGCUCAUCUUUCAAUGGCGAUCAAAGUUUACCAUCCAAUGAUACAGAAAAUGUGAAUAAAAAUCGUAGCAAUAGUGAUAGUAAUUCAUUGGGAGGAAAUGAUAAAAUACAAAAUGAAAAUGAAGUAGUUAGUAUAUCUGAAAAAAGAAAAAUAAUUUUUGAAGUAUAUAAAAAAUAUCAUUUUAUUGAAAUGACAAAAUUUCAUACAAGCCGAGAAAAAUAUACUACCAACUUUUUGAACUUCCUUGAAGGAAUAAAUGAGAAAAUGAGUGAAGCAUUAAAACAUGGUGAAUAUAAUAUACAUAAUUUAAAUAAAUUUUUUAAAGAAUUUUUAAGAAAUGAUACAAAUUAUUAUAAAAGUACAUCAUUAGGAAGUAAUCGAGGGAAUAGUUCGUCUAAAAGUUUUAUGAAUAUGCCAAGCAAUGAUGAUUGUUGUGAUCAUUCCCAUUCAAAUUUAGAGACAGAAAAUGAUCACAUCCCCCCUUAUAAAAAAGAUAGUCAAAUAGGUAAUAUAAUGAAAAGUAAUGAUUAUUUUACAAAUAUAGAUAAACACAAAAAUAUAAAUAAUUCAAACAGUAAAGAACCCGACAAUCUAUAUGAAUAUAAAAAAAAUAAUUCGAAUUCCUCAAAAAUUAGCAUUGAUUCUGAUAAAAGAAUAAAUGAACAAACUGACUAUGUAAAAACAAAUGAGGCGAGUACCUUUUGUAAUAUUGUCCCAACUAGUUAUGAAAAAAAAAAGAAACCUAAUGAAAUGCUUAUUUUUUUAGAUAAAGUAAUAGAUGUAGAUGCAAAUAACUACAAUUAUUCCCAUACCAUUAUUAAUGAUUGGGCUCAUUUUGGGUUCAUAAACUAUACAAAAGUGAUGAAUAAUAUGAAAGCAAGUAGAAAUUUAAUAGACAGCGAAAUAUGCCAAAAAUAUUUAAUCAUAUUAAAAGAUAGUUAUAUAAAAGAAGAAGAAAAUAUAAUUGCACAAUUAAAAAAAAAAAAAAGUGAAUUUUUAAAACAAAUAGAUGCAUGUAAAGUGUGUUGGAAAUAUUUUGAAAAUAGUUAUUCAAACUCAGAACAAAUGAGAUCCGAUCGCACAAAAAGUUCAAAAAAAAAUAAAUGCUCAUGGUUAUGUCAACGAAAAUAUUUAAAUAAUGUAAAAAAAUUAAUACAAAUUCAAACUGAUUAUUUAGAUAUUAUAUGUGAAGCUAUACAAAUAUUUUUUCAACUUAAUGAAUGGAAAAAAACUUCAAUAAAAGAUAUAUUAUGUUCUUAUAUAUUAUUAUAUAAAAGUUUCUUAAACAUAUAUAUAAAUAAUAUUAAUAUAUUAUAUGGCUCAAUAUUACAAGAAACAAAUAUUGAAAUAUCUCAAUUUAAUAAUUUAAAAACAAUAACAGAUGUGGAUGAAUAUAAUAAUGAUAAUGAAAAUAUGAUAAGACAAAUACAUCCUUUUAAAUUUGAUAAAAAUAUAAAAAGUGAUGAUAUUCCUAAAUUUCAAAAUGCCUUAAAUUUAAUUAAUAAUAAAAUAAUAUUUUUUAACAAAGAAUAUAAUAUACGAUCCACACUUUGUCUAUUUUGUUCAAAUAUUAAAGGCCAUCUAACUAAUGCUGGAAUUUUUAAUAAAUAUAUUGAAGGAAUAUUAGUUAUUACUUGGGAUAAAUUUAUUCAUUUUUAUACUACUCCCGAUGAUGCUUCACCACAAUGGACUUAUCACAUCAAUGAAAUAGAGAUCAAACGUACUAGAGCUAUUAAAAGUAAAAAAAGUAUAAAUACAGAGAAUUCCAAUAAUGAUUCUAAAGAUAAAAAUGGAAAUGGUGAAGAAAAUAAUAUUAAAAAUGGGCCUGAUUGUUUCCCAUCUAAUUCUAGCCAAAAUAUGAAUAAUGAUUCCCCAAAAAAAGAACCCAUUCCAGAGGAUGAAAAUGACAAGGAAAAAAAAGAGAUAUCAGAAACUGCAUCUGAUAGAUCAUCCAUUGAUCAGUCACAAAUUAAUGAUAAUGAGUUAGGUAUUCAAAUUCGAGAAAAAAGAAAACUUUUACGUAUUAGUGGAUGGUCCAUCAUUUUUAGAUGCAACACUACAGAUAUAACAGAUAUUUGUUAUGAAUUAAUGAGUAAUCAUUUAAAUUCACAUUAUUAUAAAGAAGACUUAUCAUUUUUUUCAAAUUUUUUUAAUAUUAUUUCAAAUGGUGAAAUACAAAAUGAAUUAUUAUUUACUACAGAAAUGAAUAAUAUAUACAUUCAAAAUAAUGAUGAUAUAUCCACUGAUAAAAUAUAUUCAGGAAACAGUGAAGAAAAUAUUAAAAGUCAUAAUAUUUAUCAAAACUUUUCAAAUAGCCAACCUUCUUCCCUAAGCCCUGAAAAAAAUGAUGGAUCACAACUUUAUGGAAAAAAUAUCCAAAAUAGUUAG
Molecule: messenger RNA, 2502 nt
Organism: Plasmodium vinckei vinckei
Lineage: Eukaryota; Apicomplexa; Aconoidasida; Haemosporida; Plasmodiidae
Product: conserved Plasmodium protein, unknown function
Exons: 1
Coding region: 1-2502 (833 amino acids)
Source: RefSeq, a predicted model, not a curated record